CCCCAUAGAAAAUAACCAACCGAUCUCGUUUGCGAUAAAAAAGAAACCUAUCCAUGUCAACCGCGGAUGAUUAAAAAAACAUAUCAACGUAUCGCUACGCCGAAUUUCCUUACAUACACGCCACAGUAGGGAACUCGCAAACAUCGGCUACAAUACGAACUUUUUUAAUUGUCCUCCCCCACUUCUCUAUGGAUUGGUAUAGUCCCAACAUCGACGACGACAUUAGACAGAUGAUAUGAUGGAGAACCUUUCGAUACACGAUCUGCCCCCCCAACCCGGCCCUGCCCAACCAGCCGGUGGCCCUAUGCCACAGGGAUUGGGACGGGGUGCCCCUCCUCCACAGCCUCAGCAACUUCCCCCGCAAAUGUUCACCACGGCUGCCCAAUUACUCGACCUAACCGAUAAAAAGCUUCUAGUAUGCCUACGAGAUGGUAGAAAAUUGACUGGUGUACUGCGAAGUUGGGAUCAAUUCGCGAACCUAGUCCUCCAGUCCACCAUCGAACGAAUAUAUGCUACCACAUCCGACCCCUCAGAUCCCCAGCCGAAGGGUUUAUAUGCCGACCAAUCCCAUGGCAUCUUCCUAGUUCGAGGCGAGAACGUGCUCCUUCUUGGCGAAAUCGACCUCGACAAGGACGACGAGACACCUCCCGGCUUCGAGAAAGCCGAAUUUAGCGUGGUAGAGAAGCUAGCGAAGGAACGGAGAGCGGCUGAAAAAGCCAAGGAGAAGGCUAAGCUGAAGAAGCUUGCUACACUCGGGUUUGAAGGCGAAAACUUGGGAGAGAUCCUACUCUAGGGGAGAGAGGAUAGAACAAAGGACCUGUCACGGGCUAUUCCGGAGGGGGUUCAAAAGAAUAUGCCACACGAGGGAGGUGUUAUACCUGCGAUGGAUUAAGGGACAGAAUAUUGUGAAAUGUCUCCCCAUUAGCCUCAGCCUUACUAGUAAAUUCGAGGACUAGAGAAGUCUGCUGGCGUUCAAACGCCAUACGAGCAUUGAUGUUGGUAGCCGGAUCUACUUCGAAGCACAAUGGAUAUUCCAUGCAUUUGUCUCUCAAGGGUCGCCAACUCAAUGCUCCUAAAUUCAGGAGAUGAAUACACUAGCCUCGUGAUGAGGCCCUCCCAAUACUAAGAACUCGCUUAUAGUCUCCUAACCCAUUUAAAAUGGAGCGAAUAUAAACCUGCUUCAAGUUUCAUCUCUACUGAUAAAGAUAUAGCCAUCAAAAUAGUGGUCUAAUCAGAAUGCGUAUUUAUAUCA
Messenger RNA from Hypoxylon trugodes, 1252 nucleotides. RefSeq names its product Sm-like ribonucleoprotein. NCBI's taxonomy places the organism in Eukaryota, Fungi, Ascomycota, Sordariomycetes, Xylariales, Hypoxylaceae. Gene Ontology annotation, biological process: deadenylation-dependent decapping of nuclear-transcribed mRNA. Gene Ontology annotation, molecular function: RNA cap binding. Bases 236 to 793 code for a protein of 185 amino acids. Gene Ontology annotation, cellular component: P-body; Lsm1-7-Pat1 complex. The transcript is spliced from 3 exons. The record is from RefSeq and is a predicted model, not a curated record.